AUGCCACACGACCACUUUAUUGUCCCAAACAAUGUUAGUCUAACCCAGGCGUUAUCAUUGUUGCACUCUAUCGUCAGUAUUCAAUUAGAUAACUGCAAAGAACAGAAAGCGAAGGGUAGCAAAGAGGAAACUGUUGAUAUAUUAUGUUCCAUUCUAUCAUAUCUUCGUGAGGGUUUGAUAUCGAUAAAGAAGAAGUUCAAUGUGGUGCAUUAUGGUGAUUUGAAGGACCCUAAUGUGGUUACAAAAUAUGCCGAUGUUAGAAUUUUAGGCCAAGAGAUCAAAGACAUGUGCGCAGAGUUAGAGAGCAAGUCACAAGAUAAGCGAGAUCCAGACUGGCGAUCGAAAUUGAAGAUGAAAUUCAUCAAGAGUAACGUCAAACAGGAUCAAGAAAGGGCGUUGAAAGAAAAGGAACAAGUUGAGAAAUUGAAACAAGAAAGAGAUAGAAUUCAACGAGAAGAGAAGGACAAAGAAGCAAGACUGCUGAAGAAGAAGGAACAAGAGAUAGAGAAGCAGGUAAGAAAAGACGUUCAGGAAGAGCUAAGGAAAACCAAACUGAAGUCCACCGAUACCGCUGAAAGAAAUGUGCAUGAAACAAUGAUGCCGCCUACAAGAAGAUCAAUGGAUCAAUUGACUAGGAAGGCUGAGACGUUCGGUAGAAGAAGCCUGGAUGGAUUUGGAAGACGAAAGUCAUAUCAGAAUGAGGUGAGAACUGUGAGUGCCUCCUCCCCAAAUGUCAAUCAGGCAGCCUUGUUGGCUUGGAGUGGACAAUCCAGCCAAAAAGUAGCACAAUCAAAACCAAAAGCUAAACAGACAUUUGUGUAUACGAAGCCUACUGUACGGAGACCUGUUAUUAAGAGUCCUGUAAGAACAUCUCCAAGAAUUCCCGUUGAGGUUGCAUUUGAGACACCGAUCAUUGAUAGAGAAAGAAUCAGGUCACCUGUCUCGAGGUCGGUCCCUCACAGUAGAUCCACGUCUGUUGAUAGAAAAGGUGGACAAGAUUUAUCACUGGAAAAGUCUGAAAAAGCCCUGACACCACUUGAAAAGAAAUUGGCACAUAUCAUGGAUAAUUUAGAAGGUGUUGACGAGAAUUCAUGCCUGCACAUCAUUAAUGAUAUAUUGAUCGCUGAUGAGAAAGUAUAUUGGGAUGACAUCUCAGGGCUUAACACAACGAAAAGCGCGUUGAAGGAAACUGUCGUGUAUCCUUUCUUGAGACCUGAUCUUUUCCAAGGUUUGAGGGAACCUGUAUCAGGAAUAUUGCUCUUCGGACCACCUGGUACUGGUAAGACUAUGAUUGCCAAGGCUGUGGCAACGGAAUCCAAAUCAACGUUCUUUAGUAUCAGUGCAUCCUCAGUACUUUCAAAAUUUUUGGGUGAAUCCGAGAAACUUGUACGUGCACUUUUCUACCUAUCCAAGAAACUAGCUCCUUCUAUCAUCUUCGUCGAUGAGAUAGACUCUUUGCUUACGACAAGAAGCGAUAACGAGAACGAGUCCUCAAGAAGAAUUAAAACAGAAUUUUUGAUUAGGUGGUCAUCGUUAACCAGCGCUACCGCAUCUGAAAAAUCCGAAGAACAGAUGGACAGCUCCAGAGUACUAGUCCUUGCAGCAACAAACACACCCUGGGACCUUGACGAAGCUGCCAGAAGAAGAUUCUCAAAGAGAAUAUACAUCCCAUUACCCGACUACGAAACAAGGCAUUACCAUUUGAAAAGACUCAUGGCAGUACAAAGAAACCAACUCACAGAAUCAGACUUCAACGAAAUCGCCAGACUUACAGAAGGGUAUUCGGGCUCUGAUCUAACGUCUUUGGCGAAGGAUGCAGCAAUGGAACCCAUAAGAGACCUCGGGGAAACACUAAUAAAUGCAAACCUCGAGUUAGUUCGAGGCGUUACUUUACAGGAUUUCGAAAGCGCAAUGACAAGAGUGAAAAGAAGUGUCUCGACACAAUCACUACUUAGGUUCGAGCAGUGGGCGCUCACAUACGGAAGCACUUAA
Molecule: messenger RNA, 1992 nt
Organism: Kluyveromyces lactis
Lineage: Eukaryota; Fungi; Ascomycota; Saccharomycetes; Saccharomycetales; Saccharomycetaceae
Gene: YTA6
Product: putative AAA family ATPase YTA6
Exons: 1
Coding region: 1-1992 (663 amino acids)
Molecular function (GO): ATP binding; ATP hydrolysis activity
Source: RefSeq, a predicted model, not a curated record